AUGUCAGAGACCUGUAUCGUCUGUCUUGGCGACCUCGAAAGCGCCAAUGCGCUACCCCACCCUGCGGUUCGAGCUGUCAAGUCAGAAGAUGAUGAGUAUGGUGGCCUAGUGCCCAGCACCCACAGGUCGCAAACACGCUCCGAUGAUCACGACUCUGACUUGAUAGCCCAUUUAUUGCCUUGCGGACACAGUUUACAUGACGAAUGCUUGAAACCUUGGGUGGAAAGAGCCAACAGUUGCCCCAUUUGCCGACAGAAUUUCAACAAAGUUGAGCUUAGCACGACGAUUGGAGGGCCCAUCGUUUCCACCUACUCUGUCAGCGACCGAACUCAGAUUGCGGAAGUCGAUCCCUCUAUGCUUAUAGAAGAAUAUGACGAAGAACUAGAAGACCAACCUUGUCUCGUCUGUGGUGAUGAUGAUAACGAGGAGCAACUUCUCGCGUGCGAUGGUUGCGACGCCUAUUACCAUACAUACUGCGUUGAUUUGGAAGAAGUUCCAGUUGGCCAUUGGUAUUGCGAGAGCUGCGAGACACAGCGAGCUAUUGAGAGCGUUUGUCCAGCCGACUCGAAUCGCCCAGCACAACGACCUCACCACACGGCAGAUAGACGAACACGCGGUCAACAACGCCAGGUAAGGAACCGCAAUCAAGCCAAUUCCUCAAGUUGGGCCCGAGUGUGGCAGUCGGUCUGGGAUAAUCUCAAUCUGGACCUUGACUUCCCUUUCGACGAAGGUUCCGAUGCCGCUCGUAUCGAUAGAGCACAAAGGGCUGCUUCUCAACGUCGUGACUUUCGGCAAUGGGAGCGAAGGUUUCAAGUUGCUGAAAGGCAAGGUGGAGCGAACAGAUUCCGGGACACGGCAUCAGCUCUUCUAGAUCUUCACGCAACACGCGAACAUCCUGCUGUCCCAGAGCCCGAGUCCCGCGAAGAGAUCCGCGCUUGGAAUGCGUUCGAGAAAGCAACGGAGAUCGAGCUUGACCCAAACCCAAAGAGAAAGAGGAAAUCCGCCACCAAUUCACCCUCGGAUGCUGAAUCUUACGCUCAACCUCAACGACCUCUGAAGAGGCCAAGGACACGACGGACCAUCGAUAAUGCUGAAUGCUCAAUCAACGCCACACCAGAAGCAUCUGUUACUAGUUCACGUACCUCGGGUCUCCAUAAUGUCGCUGCCCAAGGCAAUGGCCCGAGCUUCCUACAAUCCAUGCUUCGAGAAAUCGAGACUUCUACUGCUCCGGAGGGUGUCCAGACUCAUCAGAACAUACAAACGGUCACGGGUCACUCUUCGCCUCAGCCUUCCUCUCCAGGAGCCUCACCGACAACCUCGAAUCACCCCAGUCCUCGUGCGAGAUCCACUACGCCACCGCCCUCCGUAGCCACUCGUCCUGGCUCGCCACUCUCGCUGACGUCCAAGGUCGAGCCAAUAUACCCUCCAGCAGAGUUCUCUCCCGUACGGUCUCCGAUAGACACUUCCCUUGCUCACCGCCCGCAUAAUGAGAUGCGACAAUCUGUCAAAUCUAGACGCCGGUCACGACCACCUAUACAAAGCUCCAGCCCACCAAGGUCCGAAGACACCUCACCCACCCGUGCUGCGAUACCUUUGUCCACCAAGACAGACCUACAGAGGAUGGUUUCUACCGCUCUCACUCCUCACUAUCAGAGCAAUACCGUGUCAAAAGACCAAUAUACCGACAUCAACCGAAAUGUCUCACGUUUGCUUUACGAGAAGGUUGGGGAUGCAGGAAGUGUAAAUGGCGAGGCUAGGAAGAUUUGGGAACGACUGGCCAGCGACGAGGUGGCCAAAGCAGUCCAGUCAUUGAAGGCUUCCUCGUAA
Letharia columbiana is the source of this 1827-nucleotide messenger RNA. RefSeq lists its product as uncharacterized. The record is from RefSeq and is a predicted model, not a curated record. Bases 1 to 1827 code for a protein of 608 amino acids. The transcript is spliced from 2 exons. NCBI's taxonomy places the organism in Eukaryota, Fungi, Ascomycota, Lecanoromycetes, Lecanorales, Parmeliaceae.